AUGGAGAACGCGGCUCUGGUCUUGGAGGAGGAGUCGAAGGCUCUCGCGUUAGAGAGGGUUGCACUUCAGGAUCAGCGGAACCAGGAGGCAUUGGUUCUCAGUUGCAUUGAUGCGAGGCUGGGACAGUUGCAGGGGGUGAUGGUCGACUCCAUGGAAGGUGCUCAGAAGAAGCUGACAGACGAGGUCUCGCGGAAGAUAGACAACAUGUCGUCCGCGGUCUCGGCCACAACAGAGCGUGCCAUCACCACUAGCGGGGUCACCAAUGCACUGCACACAAUCGUUUACCUUGUUGCCGGGAGCCCGCCGCCGCGCAUGGACGCGGAAGAACAACACGCGCCGGAGGGUGCAGAACCCGGAGACACGGAGCAUGGGAAGCGGGCCGCGGGUGCCAAGGCGGAGAACCAGCGGGGGCCGAUGAGGCAGAGAGGUCCACAGGCAGCGCCCGUGGCAAACGCGAUGCCGACGGCGACAGUAGGCAAGGGCAAAGGGAAGGCAGAGGUGGAGGAGCUGGCUACAACUGGAAAGAGGGUUGUGAAGCUUGAGCACAAGAGCAAGAAACGCGGCCGCGGUGCCAAGAUGCCGCCUCCUCCUCCAGUGUACACCAUCGACGAGGACGGUGAGGAGGAGCUGGAGAAUCUCUGCAAUUUGUGGGUCGGGCCGACCGGAGACGGAGGUGAACAGGGUGGCGAGGGCGGACAGGCCGCGGUCGAGGUUGAUAGCGACGGGGAAAGUGCGGACGAGGAAGAUGGCGACACCCUGGUGGUGACAGUUGGCGAAACGGGUGGACAGGGUGACACUGGCCCUGAGCGCAGGGGCUGUGGUAUCCGCCCUCCACCCAGGGGUGGACCAGGCUUGAUUUCUGAACUGCACUUGGGGGGGAAGAAGCGUUGGCUAGGACAGGGAGAGCGCAAGGACCUGCAAUAUAAGACCGCGGUCGCAAUGAUGCCGUACGACCUGAAGGUGGACCCCAGCCUUAACCUGACCCCCAAGCAGCUCCGAUCGUGGGCCGCGGACUUGUUUGCUGCCAUGGAGUUACAUACGGGCCUGCUCAUCACCAUGCACUACCGCGAUAGACAACAGAACCCCAAGUACAUUGCGAUCGAGAUACUUAUGCAGUGA
Closterium sp. NIES-65 is the source of this 1119-nucleotide messenger RNA. NCBI's taxonomy places the organism in Eukaryota, Viridiplantae, Streptophyta, Zygnematophyceae, Desmidiales, Closteriaceae. The record is from the annotation of a GenBank genome assembly.